UCUGAUUGAUAUCAGUGUAUGCAUUCAUUAAAAACUAGUCUUAAGUCUUUACAAUGUGUAACUAGACAUUGGUGUUGACCAUUUUGCUAAUAAUACACCCAAGUAUUUAAUUUGCAAGCUGUUCACCCAUAGGCACAAGCUAUCCACUAAUCAAGUUUCGCCAAAGUUGGAAUGUCCCAUCGUCAAUGUCGCCAAGCACGAGACUGUUCAAGCUGAACACUAUGUGAUGAAUGACAUGGAUUCAAACUCUCUCGCUCAAGCAAUUGUCGCAGAGAACCCUGCAUUUACUGCCAACGAAGUACCCAGUGUGAAGCUGGACUGCGCAUGCUUCGCAGAGUGAUGGACCCGGUUUGUAUGUAUUGCCCAGAGCGCGCUACAAUAUGGUACUUAGGACUGGACAAGCUCUAUCGAGACCCUCACCCGACAAACUUCUUUCGUCCACAUCAAUGACCAUGGCAAAUAUACUGUCCAGCAGUAGCUCAUUGACCAGAACCAGCUCGGCCAGAUCAUCAAGAUGUCAGGGGGGAAAUUGAAAAACAAGGGCAAGACUGAGAAAACUCGACUCCUUUUGAAAAGCCAGGAAAUCACCAACCUCGGAGACAAGUAUAGCUUGAGUAAUGAACAUCCUUGUCGACCACUUCUAAAUCAACGUAUUCUGGCGGCGAAGAUAGCGGUAGCUGCCAGGACAAGGGCAGCUACGCAAAUCGUCAAUACGAUUGCUAAUGUUGUUGCCCAACCACCGAGAGUUACGUCAUUGAAAUUCGGGCUCUGCCAGGAUAUUAUUGUCCAGCAAGCCGCGCCCCCAGCUCGAGCACCAACGAGUGGUUCUUCAGCAAGAUCUUUCAGAACACGACUAAGAUCGGUGAUUUUGACGCUGCUUAGAAAUUAAAAAUUCACUCCAAAGCUUUGGCACCAUCUAGACCUUCCUCUUGCAAACUCACGACCAAGUAUUAGAAUAAGUGAAAGCAGAUGCGCAAGGCGAUCAGUUUUACCAGCAUGUCCAUUAAGAGUAGACUGAGGCC
This is a messenger RNA of Plasmopara halstedii, 1022 nucleotides long. RefSeq lists its product as uncharacterized. NCBI's taxonomy places the organism in Eukaryota, Oomycota, Peronosporomycetes, Peronosporales, Peronosporaceae. The coding region runs from base 515 to 889 and encodes 124 amino acids. The transcript has a single exon. The record is from RefSeq and is a predicted model, not a curated record.